This is a messenger RNA of Meloidogyne enterolobii, 756 nucleotides long. Lineage: Eukaryota; Metazoa; Nematoda; Chromadorea; Rhabditida; Meloidogynidae. The record is from the annotation of a GenBank genome assembly.
UUAAAUAAAAGAGACGACAGACGGUUAGACUUUUAUGUUUUGACGCCAUUAUGUCGAUUUUUGUUGUUAGCGAGGAUUGUUUUUGGGGUUUUUAGCGAGAGCUCUCUUUUAAUUGCGUUUUACAUGUGCUUUCCUUAAAUAGAUUUUCCCACGACAUAAAAUCGAUAAUUUUAAUUAACUCGCUUGGCUUUUAAUUUUUUUUUGAAAUUAUUUUUAGGCGAGAAUUAUUUUUCAUUGUUAAAUCUCUGACUUUCUUUUAAAAAUUAUUUUCUCUUAAAAUUUGUUUUCAGUUGUCUGCAAGUCUUUAUAUAUUUCUUAUUUGAAAGCCUUAUUUGUCUUCUAAAAAUGGCUCGUACCAAACAAACGGCACGUAAAUCAACUGGAGGAAAAGCUCCACGUAAACAACUUGCUACUAAAGCUGCUCGCAAAUCUGCGCCUUCAACUGGAGGUGUUAAGAAACCUCAUCGUUAUCGUCCAGGAACUGUUGCCCUUCGUGAAAUUCGUCGAUACCAGAAAAGCACAGAACUUCUAAUUCGCAAGCUGCCAUUCCAACGCCUUGUUCGAGAGAUUGCGCAGGACUUCAAGACCGAUCUUCGUUUUCAGAGUGCUGCUAUAGGAGCUCUUCAGGAAGCAUCUGAGGCUUAUUUGGUCGGACUUUUCGAAGACACCAACUUGUGUGCUAUUCACGCUAAGCGUGUCACUAUUAUGCCAAAAGAUAUUCAAUUGGCUCGUCGGAUCCGUGGAGAACGUGCUUGA